Onychostoma macrolepis is the source of this 2481-nucleotide messenger RNA. RefSeq names its product golgi SNAP receptor complex member 1 (gene gosr1). Gene Ontology annotation, biological process: endoplasmic reticulum to Golgi vesicle-mediated transport; vesicle fusion. The record is from RefSeq and is a predicted model, not a curated record. Gene Ontology annotation, cellular component: SNARE complex; Golgi medial cisterna; Golgi membrane. Gene Ontology annotation, molecular function: SNAP receptor activity. The transcript is spliced from 9 exons. Lineage: Eukaryota; Metazoa; Chordata; Actinopteri; Cypriniformes; Cyprinidae. Bases 110 to 853 code for a protein of 247 amino acids.
UCUCCCGCACACCGCGUGAGUGCGCUGUGAUGCCGGAGCGCGCGCGCAGAGAGCAGAGAAGUGCUCUUGUUCUAGCCAGCACCACCGCGGAUGACGUUGAACAACAAAGAUGGCAGGAGGAAACAGCAACUAUUGGGAAGACCUGCGGAAGCAGGCGAGGCAGCUGGAGAAUGAGCUGGACCUGAAGCUGGUGUCCUUCAGUAAGCUGUGCACCAGUUACAGCAGCUCUCGGGACGGCCGUAGAGGAGACAGUUCGGAUACAACACCUCUGCUCUCCAACUCCACUCAGGACAGAAUGUUUGAGACCAUGUCAGUGGAGAUUGAGCAGCUGCUUGCGAAGCUUACAGGGGUGAAUGAUAAGAUGGCUGAGUAUACGAGCACACCGGGAGUAACGUCUCUGAAUGCUGCUCUAAUGCACACUCUCCAGAGGCACAGAGACAUCCUACAGGACUACACACAUGAAUUUCAUAAAACCAAAUCAAACUUCAUGGCAAUCAGGGAGAGAGAGGAUCUCAUGGGAUCUGUGAGAAAAGACAUUGAGACAUACAAGAGCGGCUCGGGGGUGAAUAACAGACGGACAGAGCUCUUCCUGAAAGAACACGAGCACCUGAGAAACUCAGAUCGGCUUAUUGAUGACACAAUAAGCAUUGCAAUGGCAACCAAGGAGAACAUGACCUCCCAACGAGGUUGGUUGAAGUCUAUACAGAGCAGGGUCAACACCCUGGCCAACCGUUUCCCUGCCAUCAAUAACCUAAUACAGCGGAUCAACUUGAGGAAGAGACGGGACUCAUUAAUUCUGGGAGGAGUCAUCGGCAUCUGCACCAUCCUUCUGCUGCUGUAUGCAUUUCACUGAUGGACAGGGGAGCUAACCGACUUCUUUUGGGGGGUGUUCUGCAGAUCAGUGGCGAAGCAUUGAGAAAGGGCUCAAUGAGAGGCGGACUAUUGGGGCCACAGAGCAGAAGCCCACCUGGCCUAGUCUGGUAACAGGAUUGAUUGUGGCCAGCAUGGACCUUAUUUGUAUUUAGCAUCGGGAGGGGUUUAGCUCUAACAGCCUUUUUUUGUUUCUGUACUACAAACAAUGCGCUGUUCAGAUGUGAACUGGGACUAGAGACCAAAUUACUAACAGGAAUAGAUUUCAAUGAGCAUAUUAUAACACAGUGGCUUUGAGACAAGAGCGAUGCUGUGAAGCAUCAACUUUGCGUUGUGCUGUUCCUGUAUAUUAUUAAUCGGAAGAGGGUUUUAAUUUGAUGAUCCUUUUAGUAAGAGGGUUUCUCAUCAUGCUGUGUACUUUGUGAAUUAAUAAAUUAUUCAUAUACAGGAUAUUAAAAAUGUGUGUCAAACACUAGGGGUCCGUCCUCUAAAGCUUCUAUUUUUUAGAUAUUUCUAAACUCUCUCAUCAAUGACAUUUUAAACUGGAGAAGGCAGUCCAAAAAUAAAACACUUGCAUUGCAGCGCUUGACAUGUCUAACCCUUCUCUUUCAAGGUGCUGUUGCUUUAUGCUUUUGCUGAUGUGUCUUUAAGUUGAGAGCAGGUUCAUGUUAAGAAUAUCUGGCUAAACCAACAAGCCUGCGCUCGCAGCCCACUUUGUCUGCUGACUUACAUCCACACAGCUCCUCCUAUGGAACUCGAGCGUGAGAGACAGAAGCAGGUCAGAGCUUUAACAUGAUGAAUAUACAAGCUGAGAAGCAUCGAUCCAGGCAAAUGAAAAACUAGCACUGGGAUUGCAUGUAGAGGUAAGACCAGCACUCUACGCAGCAGGGUUGUAGUAAGGAUUGGAAGCCUUAUUGUCACCACCUGUUUCUCUAUCCCUCUUGUGUUUACAAAUGAUGUGCCAUCUAUAAAAGUGAGCAUUUCUGCUGAGUCUCUCACAUCAGAAGCUAUAUGCUAUAGUUAGACUGGUAGAAUCUGUUUGCCUGAGGUAUUUCCAUAGAUGCAUAAAGAGAGUGAUGUUCACAUAAACUCAAUAUAAUCACUCAGUGGAGACAUCAGCUUUCCCAAAACAAUAAACUAGCAUGGUCUGUUGGAAACUAAAAAAAUCUACUUUGUUCCCUGCUGGUCCAUUAUCUAAAGGUCACAUCAGUCUCCUGCUGCUCCAGUCCAUACAUUGACCAAGUGCCCUGAAAUGCAGAACAAAUGUUGAGGGACUGAGGGUCUUUUAUAGAUGAAGUGAGCCUUAUUGACCAUAGGUUCAUCACAAAUCCCCAAAGGUGUUUCUUGCCAUACUUCCAGAGAGUUUGUAUUAUUGAUGUAUUUUGUGGCAACAGCACUAAAAUAUCUAAAAGAUGCAAAUUGUAGAUGAAGUAACAAAAUGAGGUACCUUGUUGUUUUCUCUGCCUAAAUGUGUCUGUAGGAGAGGUACUGCAGCAGUCAUUUGGAAGCUAAUAGGCCACGCACAGAACUCCACAGGAAGCUUCCUCACCUCCCCUGCUGACUGAACCAUGUUCUCUUUACACCAGCCCAGAGAAUAAAUGAAUAAAUCUU